UGCUUGAAGCGUAGGAGAGAGACCUGGGGACCCAGCUGGGCGCUCACCUGGUGGGGUCCCCUCUAGUGGACGGAGGAAGAACGUUGGAGCAACCUUCCUCCCCGCCCUCUGGCAGUGCAGGAGAGCUCAGGAGAUUGCUCACCUCCACCUGCCCGACAGGUGUCCUCCCUUCUUAUUCUCACGCCCACCUCCGGGCUUUGCUAUUCCCGUAUUCCACGUCCCCAAAGCCUAAACGUCCUUCCAGACCUAGCUCCCCUCCAAGUCCUCGAGUAUACUGGGAGCCAGACGUACCUCUCCUGUCCUGCCCUCCGGUGCCACCUGUUGUCUGGGCCCCACAUCGCGCUUCCCAGCACAUCUGCAGCUUAGCAAUACCGAAGGGCGGCCGCGAGCCUUCCACCCGACUGCCCUUUCCCCCGUGUUGAGCUGUACUAAUGCCAUCUCUGUGGAGCUUUGCAGAUGUCAAAACGCUCUCCAUCGCACACGCAUUUUCACGCGCACGCUUUUUUGGUUCAGAUCCUCACAGCAACUCUGAGAGGGACACUGACCUCACGCCCAUUUUACAGACGAAGAAGUGACAUUUGGGAGACACCUCAACGAGGAGAAAGAACAGUUCUGGGUUCAGAUCCCGGAGCAGGGAGAGCUCCGAGAGAACACUCGAGAGGGCGGGGAGAGCGAUGCGGCAGGAGCCACCCAAAGGCCGGCGGGGCUGGUGCUAGGAGCUGAGAUCCGAGUAACGCGCCAAGGACAGCUUCUAAUCUGUUCGGAUUUCAUCCUACAUUUAAAGAGAACCACGGAAUAAGCAGGGAAGUGACAAGGUCACCGUGACCAUUCUGAAGCAGGGGGGCUCUUGGACUAUUAAAUGGCCGCCCCGGUAUAGUUCCCCGUACCCACAUUCUGUGGUUUGCUAGCAUCAUAAACAGGGCUUAGAAGGAGGUGAAUUCUCAGCUUUAUUCCUGGAAGUGGGAGCUUUGAGUGAGCAAAUUCUAAGGCUUUUGGUCUAUCCCAAGAUUUCUGAAGACUCGCCUGGAUGAAACUGAAUUAGUUCCCCCACAGCUCUUGCGAAUAAUUAACCCGAACCCUAAAAUUCUGGCAGCUUCCCUGCGGAUUUUGAAACGCUUCUGACGAUUGGUCAUUAACUUUCCACGGCCAAGAAACGGGAGACACCAUUGGCUGGACGUAGCGGGCGAUACUCCGAAUGUUAGUCCUGUGGUUGCCAUAGCGACUGGGAGGCUGGGCGGUCCAGAUUCAAUACCCCUGACCUACAGGUAGGAGGCGGUUCCAGUUAGGGGCGGGUCCCUGAGGUCCUGAGGAGGAGCACACGGCGCAGCCCAUGGGACGCCCCCUGAGAUCCGCAGCCCCGGAUUCUAGGCCCGUGACAACCUGUCAUGUACAGUUGUACAAACAAGUACCCCAGUGAGGCACCCCUGAGCAGUGCUCCGUCCACACCUGGGUUGCACCAACUCCCCUCUCGACUUCCCAGUUCUAGGUGCUUAGAAGAAGAGUUAGCAGAGGUUUUCCACAAACAAAUGGAAUGCAUCACAGAACUUUGCUAACAUGGACAACUUUGCACAGAAGGACGAACGCCUUGGUAGACCUUCCAGACACACCAACAAGAUACAGAAAGGUUUUACUGCUGCAUAUCCAACAAAACCCUCCAUUCCUUUUAAAUCACAAAUUCCAGUAGCUCCAGAACAAGAAAAAAAAGGAUUUAACAGUCAAGCCAAGAGAUUUUAUCAGAAGCAGGAUGACAUUCCGGGUCCUGGGUUCUACAACGUCAUCCACAAGUCUCCUGUGUUCAACAGCGUCUCACUGUCCAAGAAGGGGACCUGCACCUUUCCCUCCAUGAGCGUCCGCUUGGGCACCAUCAUUUCUAAAUACCCUGCGGCGAAUGCGUACACUAUUCCAUCAGAUUUUAUUUCGAAGAAAGACUUCAGUAAUUCCUGUUCUAGCAUGUUCCAGUUGCCAAGCUUCAUGAAAGUUCUCAAAUCCGAAACCCCCGCACCAAACCACUACAACGCCUCCAUCUCUUGCUGCAAGCUAAAGAACAAUGUCUCCGCCCGAGCUGGGUUCCUGUCCAAGACCGGGAGAGACUCUUUCACCACCACGGUCACAGGACCUCCCCCAGGACAGUAUGAUGUCAACGAAUCCCUUGUGAAGCAGUCACCAAAGUCGUUAAUGUCUUGCUUUAAAUCAAAAACUGAUCGUGGAUUAAAACUGACGUCAACAGGCCCAGGGCCUGGUUACUACAACCCAAACGAUUACACCAGGGUUCCAAAGAAGACCCAUAUUCCGAAAAACUCCAUGCUGAACUUCUCUGCUCAGCCUUUGCCUCUGCCCCUGAAGCCGUCUCUGCCAGGCCCUGGGCAGUAUGAGAUCGUGGACUACGAGGGGCCCCCCAAGCACUUCAUCUCUAGCGCGUCAUUUGUGUCCAACACCAGCCGGUGGACAGCAGGACCGUCCCAGCAAGGCCUGCCCGGCCCAGCCACCUACAAGCCGGAAUUCCCGGGAAAGCAGUCGUUCCUCUACAACGAGGACCACAAAUGGAUCCCAGUGAUGUAGUGAGAAGCCAGGAAGACCCAGAGACACCAGGAAGGUGCUGGCUGGGCCCUCGACUCAGUUAAGGCUUCAUGUUGCACCUUCAGGAAGAACCUGGAAGCUGGCCCGGCCCCGGCCCUUUUCUUCAUCACCCCCCUGGAGAGCUGCCCGUGGUUCACAGGCUUGUGUAGCACGUGUGACAGUCCCUUGCUGGAGCCAGAGCCCUGGACGGAGCAGUUCCUAGGGGCAGGGAGGCCACACUGUGCCCUGUGCCACCAGAUCUCUCCCCCCUGACCUUGCCCCUGCCUGAGCCUGGGCUCCAUCCCCUCCUGACCUCCUGCUUCGGUGACAGAGACAGACUUAUUGACCAAGUUGGACGCCAUUUUUAACAGAUCUCUUCUGGCCUGCAUAAUUUCUCCUCAUCAAGAGGAAGGUGGAGCCCACCACUCAGCCCCUCCUCGCUCGGCCUUGCGUGGAGUCUCUCUUGCACCUCCCCCAGCCCCAGCCCUGCCCACAGGUCCUGGCCUCUCACUCUGCUGCCGCUGUUUUCCCGGGAAUGCUGCACCCUGGGCCUUCCUGUUAGAACUGGCUGCUGAUGGGCUCUCCCUUUGGGGGUGGGUGAAGGAGAGGGAGGGAAA
Marmota monax (woodchuck) is the source of this 3173-nucleotide messenger RNA. RefSeq names its product sperm tail PG-rich repeat containing 1 (gene Stpg1). Gene Ontology annotation, molecular function: histone binding; chromatin binding. Gene Ontology annotation, biological process: epigenetic programing of male pronucleus. Bases 1555 to 2559 code for a protein of 334 amino acids. The transcript is spliced from 11 exons. Lineage: Eukaryota; Metazoa; Chordata; Mammalia; Rodentia; Sciuridae. The record is from RefSeq and is a predicted model, not a curated record. Gene Ontology annotation, cellular component: male pronucleus; germinal vesicle; female pronucleus.